UCCACUAAGGCUUGGACAAAAAAGUGAUGAAGAAAAAUAAUAAAACUGUGUUACUUGUGAAAAAAUAAUGAUAAUAAAACUUUAUGCUAUUUUGCUAAGUUGCUCGGAUUGGGGUGGGGUGUCUGAUACAGUUUCGGAUCUAAAGGUCGAAUCCUUCAUGAUCUAAAUUUUAAGAUUCGGGGGUAUGGAUCCAGGUAUGGAUAUGGGUGCAGGGAUUCGGUUAAAAGUAAUUCUAAUAUCUAAAAUAGAGCUAUAAAAAUAUGUCUAAAUUAUGAAAAAUUAUGUGAAAAGUAACAAGGUAAGGAGAAAAUAUUGAUCAAGAGGAGAAUCCGAGAAGGAGAUAAAAGGAAAAUGACUGAUAUAGAAAUUUCUAUAUAAAAGGUACUCUAUUUUCUUCAAGUUCAGCUUAGCUUUUGUUUUGUUUUAGAAAUCAUCAUCUUUGUCCCAAAUUUAUCUGUCGAUUUUGGUCAAAGUACCCAAAAUCGAUUGGCCAGUUCCGGUACGGUUCCACACCCACAUCGUGUCGACACGGGUGCGACACCGAAAGUGAAGAGUCCGAGCAACUUAUCUGUUUUGAACUUGUGGAGACGGAAAAAAUUGCUAUUGGUAUCAAGGUAUGGUCAAACAAAUAGAGCCAAAUGAACACGGAAAGUAAGCCUACAAAAUUGGAAAGCAAGGAGUAUUUGACAUAUAUAAGGCGUCCAAACUGCAUAAUAAUGCUCCGUUUUUUUUUUCUUUUGAUAAUGCUAAGGUUUAGGAAGAUGGGUAGAAAUUAUAUAGUGUUUUUUUUUGUCUCUACCAGGAUUUGAACCUCGUCUUCCAUGGUUUUCACCCACUUCAUUUCGAUAACUAAGUUGCGCGGACUCUUCAUUUUUGAUGCCAAACCCGUCUCGACACGACACUGGGACGAGUGCGGGUGCGGGAUAGGGAUACGUUUGGGAUUCGGUCAACCAACUUCGGAUACUUUGACCGGAGUCCAUAGACAAAUUUGGGGGAAAUUGAGAUUUUGAUUUCUCAAAAUAAAAGAUAAAAAUAGAUUUAAGACACUGGAAAUGGCAUACCAUCAACAUUAUAGUCCUUUUGUCUCAUAUUCGCUGCUACAAUAUACAUGUAAGUUUUUCACAGAAUAUCUCUCAAAAUUUGAAAUAUCUUUAUAGCUCUAUUUUUAUAAUUUUGAAUUUUCUUGGCCGAAUCCCAGCACCCGUAUCCAUACCUGGAUCCGCACCCCCGAAUCUUAAAAUCAAGAUUUUGUCCAAUCCGACUCUCAGAUCCGUAUCCGUAUCAUAUACCCGCACCCGAGUCUGAGCAACUUAGGGCCGUAUAAUAAUGCUUAUUUUGGAUAUAGCUCACAUCAAGUAUAUUAAGGUUUUGCAUACUUUCCUCUUGUUUGUUUAUGUAUGUGACUGUGUGCGUGGUUGUAUGAAGGGAUUUACAGCUAGAAGUGUGAAAAAAGCCAUUUUGCUCAUACUUUCGUACUGAUGUCUUAAUAAGAUCUUAUCUACAAAAGUUACGGCAUUGUUUAUGCCUUGUGCUAAUCUGUUGUAUGCUUCUAGUGUCAAUCUGUUAUGCCACUAGACAUUGUCUUUGGGAUAUUUCUUAAACUUUUUGUCACACUAGCCUUCUUUUGCUGAGAAAAAGUAAAUAACACAAUGAAAAUGUAGUGUUAAUUUUCCGUUUUGUGCUCUGCCCAUUUUCUUAUUUAAUAAUGUAGAACAUUCAUGAAAAGUUCUUCCAAUUUAGAGAAAAAUUUGAUGAACCAAUGAUAUAGUCUUCCUUUGGAACAUUAACGUGCCCCCCCCCUCCCCGGUUUUAUUCUUCUUCUUUUUUUUUUCUUUUUGUAAAUUUUAAUGAUGACAUGUUUCAGAUUAAAUUAGAACUUGCAUUUUUCAUUAGGAUCAGGAUUGAUAUUUGCUGUGUUUUCUGCACUACAUUAAGUAAAUAGGAAUGGAGGGAGUUGGCUAUUCACUUGGAACAGACUGGUUUAUUUGGUCAUUGUUUAACUAAUAUCAGGUGUCCUUAUAAACUUUACACAUAAAUGGAAUGGAAGUUAUGUGUACUCUUCUGUUUUCACUUUUUUAAGGAAGUCUUAACAACUCAUGGAUCAUAGUUUUGCAGUUGAAAAACAGUCAAUAUAAAUGUGAGAUAUGACUCAAGAUCAAAUUGAUGUUCGUCAACAUGGUGUAGCAGUUGAUCAGAAGAAGCAAAAAAUCAAGUGCAACUAUUGUCAUAAAGUUGUUUCUGGGUUUACCCGGCUUAAAUACCACUUAGGAGGCGUUCGAGGAGAUGUCACUCCUUGCUUGGAGGCUCCUACACUUGUCAAAGAAGCAAUGAAAGCCGAGCUACAUGAGAAGAAAAACGGCAAUUUAAUCAAGGAAGUUGAGCAGCUUUACCACCCAAAUCUUCCUUUGAAGCGGAACUGGUGCCCCCGAGAAGGUGAUGGUGAACCAAAUAAGACAGAUCUCACUCAACGUUCUGAAAAUGGAAAUAAAAAGCAUAAUAGAGUGAAUUCAAAAGUAGCUGGUAGUUCUGUUGUAGAUUCAUCCUCACGAGAGAUUUCGAAGUCUAUAGGGAGAUUUUUUUAUGAAGAAGGUAUUGACUUUGACGCUAUUAGAUCACCUAGCUUCCGGAAGAUGGUAAAAGCCACCUUUAUUCCUGGGAAGACAAUAAUAUUCCCAAGUUGUCACGAGUUGAAAGGGUGGAUCCUUCAGGGCGCAGUGGAAGAGAUGCGACAAUAUGUAACGAAGAUAAGAAAUUCAUGGGCAAGUACAGGAUGUAGCAUCUUGCUAGAUGGAUGGGUAGAUUCAAAGGGUCGAAAUCUGAUUAAUAUUCUAGUUUACUGCCCAAGAGGCACCAUUUACCUUCGGUCGUCAGACAUUUCAUCUAUCGAUAGCAAUGUUGAUGCCAUGCAAGUGUUCUUUGAGGAAGUUAUUGAGGAAGUUGGAGUUGAAAAUGUGGUCCAAAUAGUUGCAUACUCGACAUCUGCUGCCUGCAUGACGGAAGCAGGCAAGAAACUAAUGGAAAAACUUAAGACUGUUUUUUGGACAGUAGAUGCUUCUCAUUGCAUGGAACUUAUGUUACAGAAAUUCACAACGAUAGACACGAUACAACAAGUUCUGGAGAAGGCAAAAGCUCUGACACAAUUUAUUUACAGCAAUGCGACUGUCCUAAAGCUUCUGAGAGAUGCUUGUCCUAAUGAGCUAGUGUGCCCUUCAAAGAUAAGGUCGAUUGUGCCCUUCAUGACUCUUGAGAACAUUGUAUCACAGAAAGAACACUUAAUUAGGAUGUUUCAGUCUUCUGAUUGGCAUUUGGCUUCCACAAGUGAGGGUAAAAGAAUGUCAGAAAUGGUCGAAGAUGAAUCCUUUUGGACUGAGGCUUUGAUGGCUGUGAAGGCAACCAUUCCCCUUGUGGAAAUUAUAAAAUUGCUAAAUAGUACUAAUAAGCCACUAGUUGGUUUUAUAUAUGAUACAAUAGAUCAAGCUAAAGAGACGAUCAAAAAGGAAUUCAAAGAGAAGAAAUCCCAUUAUGCAAGAUUUUGGAAAGCCAUAGAUGACGUAUGGGAUGAAUACCUCCACAGUCAUCUUCAUGCUUCGGGUUACUUUUUGAACCCAAGCCUCUUUUAUUCAAGUGACUUCUACACUGAUGUGGAAGUUUCCUGUGGUCUUUGUUACUGUGUUGUUCGCAUGACAGAAGAUCGUCAUAUACAGGAUAAGAUCACGCUGCAAAUUGAUGAGUAUCGCAUGGGGAGGGGCACAUUUCAUUUUGGUAGCUUCAAAGAGAAGUUAUCAAAUAUUUCCCCAGCAAUUUGGUGGUCACAAUAUGGAGGUCAUUGUCCCGAACUGCAAAGGCUUGCUGUUCGAAUCCUUAGUCAGACGUGCAAUGGUGCUUCACAUUAUAGGCUAAAAAGGAGCUUGGUCGAGAAAUUAUUUACACAAGGGAGGAAUCCGAUAGAGCAGCAGAGGAUGCGUGAUUUGGUAUUUGUCCAUUGUAAUUUGCAAUUACAAGCUUUUGAUCCAGAAGGAAGCAAUGACAUUACAGAUGAUGUUAUUGAUCCCAUGGAUGAGUGGAUAGUUGGGAAAGGGCCUAAUUUGAUGUCUGAAAACACUGAACUGACAUGGAAGAAUUUAGACUUGGGAAGCAGAAAAGGGAAUGGAAAUUUUUGUGUGGAAGAACCUAUUAUUCAUGUAAAGGAGGAAGAGGCAGAUAAAUGUAUAUAGAGUAGUAAAUGUAAAGUGAAGUGACAAUGAAUCUUUCUUAUGCUGAAUUAUGUUUAGCUUUAUUAAUACAAUGAAUAUUUUGUUCUA
Molecule: messenger RNA, 4301 nt
Organism: Nicotiana tabacum (common tobacco)
Lineage: Eukaryota; Viridiplantae; Streptophyta; Magnoliopsida; Solanales; Solanaceae
Source: RefSeq, a predicted model, not a curated record